Molecule: messenger RNA, 2905 nt
Organism: Aptenodytes forsteri (emperor penguin)
Lineage: Eukaryota; Metazoa; Chordata; Aves; Sphenisciformes; Spheniscidae
Product: glypican-5
Exons: 9
Coding region: 132-1727 (531 amino acids)
Biological process (GO): regulation of protein localization to membrane; positive regulation of canonical Wnt signaling pathway; cell migration
Cellular component (GO): cell surface; extracellular region; plasma membrane
Source: RefSeq, a predicted model, not a curated record
GGACAGAACAAAACAAAGCAAAAACAAAUGAGGAAGGGCAGAAGGCCACUCCCACUCCUGACUUCAGAAGAACUAUGUAGUCAGAUUUACAGAUCUGUCAACAUAGAGCACCAACGUGUUGCACCAAAAAAAUGGAAGAAAGCUACCAGGCAGCUGUUCGAAGGGAGAGGACUCAAAGUAUCCAGGCACUGAACUUUGAACUGAAGUAUAUGAUUGUUGGUCAUAUCACAGCUUUUCAAGAGGCCUUUGAGUCUUUGCUUCGCUUUGCUGAAAACCGCACAAGUUCCCUGUUUGAGACAGCUUACAGACCUAUGGCAAAAGAAGCAGCAGAGCCUGUUAAAGAACUUUUUACAGACAUCUCUCUCUACAUUCUGGGUGCAGAGACUACAGUGGAAAGUGCAGUAUUACGGUUCUUUGACAGUCUCUUUCCUCUGGUGUACAGUCGGCUAAUAAACCCAGGAAUUACAGAUUUAUCAGAGGACUAUACGGAGUGUCUACGGCUUACAAGGCAAGACAUAAAUCCUUUUGGACGCUAUUCUAAAAACAUGGUUACAGAGCUGUCAAAAUCUCUUUGGGCAAGUAGGAUGCUUAGCCAGGCCCUCAGUCUGGGCAUUGAAGUGAUAAAUACUACUGAACAUGCAGCUCUCACCAAGGAAUGUAGCAAAGCUCUAGUGAAGAUGCAGUAUUGCCCGCAUUGCCAGGGCCUGACGCUAAUCAGACCCUGUGUCGGAUAUUGUCUAAAUGUAAUGAGGGGCUGUUUGGCCAGUGUGUCAGAACUGGAUGCACAAUGGAGGGAGUAUAUCUCCACGCUGGAAUAUCUGACUAAUGAAAUGGCUGCCUCACAUGAUCUGGAAAUUGCGCUGACGGGAAUCCGGAACUCCAUCAAUGAAGCCAUCCUGCAUGCACAGUUGAAUGGACCACAGCUCUCCACUACAGUUGAUAAAGUGUGUGGACAGCCCAAACAACAAGAAGGGAACCUGUCAUCAGACAAUAUAGUGCCAGUGAAGGAAGCGACUGAAAUCCAGACAUUCGUGAUGGCUCACGCUAGUCUGAACAAUAAAAGAAGUUCUCUGCCUCUGAAAGCUUCAAAGAAUGACAAAUCCAGAAGUUUGAAAAAAAUCUCUCGAGAGUUCAUCAAUUACAUGAAGCGAUCCCGAACCUUUUAUGCCUCUAUAGCAGAAAGGCUGUGUGAUGGAGACCUGGUGAUGAGAGACAGCUCAACCUGCUGGAAUGGAGAGGAUGUUGUAGAAAGUUACACCAGCAGAGUUGUUUCCAAUGGACUGAAGGCACAAAUUAAUAAUCCAGAACUGAAAGUCAGAGGAUUGGACCCACUCAUCAGUAAUUUAAUUGAUAAACUUCAGCACUUUAAUCAACUGGAUGCUGAGAAGGCAAAAUUAAAACUGGAAAGAUGGGCUUCCCGAGAUGCUGGCAGUGGGGGUGGAAGAAGUGAAGAGAUGGAGUCAAGUGGGGAUUGUGAUGAUGAGGAUGGCUGUCAAGGAUCCGGUGACAGGAUUCACACAGCAGAUAUACUCAAGGACAAGAAAACCCAUCCAGAAAACAGAAAUGAACCAAAACCAACUGUGAAAAAGAUUGACACCACAACCACCACAAGCACUGUCAAGUCAUCCUCUAAACACAAUGUAACUGGAAAUGGGAGCAAUCCAGCCCUGAGUUCCUCACUUGUUAUUUUAACAGCACUAGCAGUUCUGUGGCAUCGUCCACUGUAGCUGUAUCGCCUUGCAGCCACUGCGCAAGUGUUUCUGCUCACUGUCAUUUAUACCUACAGCCUUACCCAACAGAAAACAAAUUUAAAUGGCUCUCUAGUUUAUGUGAUAUGUUAGAAUAAAUAUUAAACAAUAUGCUGGAGUUCACAGAUACCAAGUGUCAUCACUUACAAUGUCUGAAGAUAGCCUUUGACAAAGCCCACCCAAGAUACAGAGGGAAUGAUGACAAGGAUCUGAGUAGCUUAAGUUAUGGGGUAGAAAUAAUUGAAAACACAGAAAUUGUGUAUGUGUGUGUUAUUGUUUUUCUCAAUUUUGUUCACUGGAAUCUGACUGGUGGUUUUGUUUGUUUAAUUUUUCUGAUAAAUUAUAUGAAUAAUCAAUCUUCAAAUUCAAGCCAAUACAUACUUCAUUUUUCUAGUGAACAGCUAACAAGCUAUGUCUACAGUUGUAAACCAUGUUAAAGUGAAGUACUCUCUACCAGCUUGAUGAAAUUCCUAAGUGGUCAAGAAGAUCGAAGCAUGUUUGAAACUUCUUUUCACUCUUACUGUUUAGAUUGUAGGAAGCAACAUAAAAGCAUAUGGUGUGUCUAAUAUAUCAGUAUAGUUGCCUUAACUAUGGAAAAAAUUAGAACCAUUUUGUUUACUGAGGGAUAUAGAUAGUGAGUUUCCCUGCCCCACAAAAUGCCAUUACCAGAUGUUUAAGCAUAUGCUCAAGGCUUAUUGGGCAAAAUGUCCAGCAACGGGAAACAUAAAUAAACAUAACAAUGUUUUGUCCAGUUGAAUGCAGCUCUGUACAGAGAAAAAAUGAUAAUUCAGUUCAAACUUACUUUGCCUAUGUGAUGUUAAAGAGAAACCAACUUAUAUUUUCCAUAAAGGUCCCAGAGAUAUAAAUUAUUGGGAACUCCCAUUAGACACUAACCAGAUUUUGUGCAUUGUGGAUCUCUGAAAUCAACUGUUUCAUGAACUGUGUAUUAUUUAAUUACAUUUAAUGUUUAGAUUUUGUAUCAUGGUAGGUGUAAAUGUAAAACAAUCUGAAAUCUAGAAUAUUCUCUGUUAUGCCUCAUCUUGACUGCUACCCUAGAAAAUGUCAAAAUGUGUGUUACAUUACAAGGCUUUUUUUUAAUCAAUGAUACAUUGAUGCGUUUUAACUUUUUGGAUGAAAAAGUACUAUAAUAACUUCUA